Nerophis ophidion (straightnose pipefish) is the source of this 8400-nucleotide messenger RNA. RefSeq names its product crumbs cell polarity complex component 1 (gene crb1). The record is from RefSeq and is a predicted model, not a curated record. The transcript is spliced from 13 exons. NCBI's taxonomy places the organism in Eukaryota, Metazoa, Chordata, Actinopteri, Syngnathiformes, Syngnathidae. Gene Ontology annotation, molecular function: calcium ion binding. Gene Ontology annotation, cellular component: plasma membrane; protein-containing complex. Bases 1 to 3912 code for a protein of 1303 amino acids. Gene Ontology annotation, biological process: establishment or maintenance of epithelial cell apical/basal polarity; heterophilic cell-cell adhesion.
AUGAAGGAAGGUGCAUCAGCUUUGGAGCCGCUUCCAGCUGUGGAUUUUUGCUCACCGAACCCGUGCCAAAACCAAGCCUUGUGCCAAAUCCGUGGGGAUGGCUACGCGUGCUUCUGCGUGCCGGGCUUCCAAGGUGCUCAUUGUCAGAUUGACGUCAAUGAAUGUGCUUCUCAGCCGUGCGUGAACGGAGCCACCUGUGUGGACAGAGUUGGCCGCUACUCCUGUCUUUGUCCAUCCGGGUUCACUGGGGCCACUUGUGAGGUCCCGAUUGAUGAGUGUCAAUCACAGCCGUGUCUCAAUGCCGGCAGUUGCCACGGCGAUGCUGGUGGCUUCAUUUGCACCUGUCCACCCGGUUACCAAGGACACCAGUGUGAAAUCAACAUAGAUGAGUGCCAGGACGAGCCAUGCCAAAAUGGAGCUCUGUGCAUUGACGGCGUGGACGGAUACAGCUGUGACUGCUCACACACUGCCUUCACUGGCAAACACUGCGAGGGUCCAAAGCCACAGUGCGACUCUGAACCCUGCUUCAACAGCGCCAUCUGUAAGGACAGUCAGGGUAAUUACAUCUGUGAAUGCUGGCCAGGGUUUGAAGGACAUCUGUGUGAAAUAGACAUCAACGAGUGUGGCAGUAACCCAUGUUCAAACGGAGGCCGCUGCAUUGAGAGGUCAUGGCAGGUGCUUUUUGGAAGCGACCCUCUGCUGCCUGAACACUAUGACCCGCGGCACGCUGCAGGCUACAUCUGCAGCUGUCCUCCAGGAACAACAGGUUCCCUCUGCCAAGAGGUCAUAGACCACUGUGAUCCCAGCCCCUGUCACAAUUGGGGGAGGUGUGAGCGGCAUGAUGGGGGCUAUAUCUGUCACUGCGUCAAAAAACUUAGUGACGGUUACCUUUAUGGCGGUGCAAACUGUGAUGUGAGGUUGGUGGGCUGUAACGGCCAUGAGUGCCAGAACCAGGGCUCCUGCUCGCCCUUCCUAUUGGAUGAGACUCACGGCUAUACCUGUUCUUGCUCACCUGGAUACACUGGACCCCUGUGCAAGAACCCAACCACAUUCUCCUUUGAACGCAGUGGCUAUCUGCUGCUACAGAGCCCCCUUGUGGAUACAGAGGUCUCAUCCAACAUCACCCUCAGCUUCAAGACGGCUCUGUCCAGUGCAAUGUUGUUCCAUCAGGGCAUCAGGGGGAUGCUGCUAAGUCUGGAGCUGCAAGAGGAGAGGCUUCAUCUCAUCCUGAGGAAGGAAGCUUCUGAUGGGGUCCAAGCAGAAAGUCGAAUCGGGGCUUUGGAGCUCCCACACAGAGUCACAGACGGGAAGUGGCACACUGUUGAGGCAGUACUCACAAACUGGGUACUGAGUCUCAGACUUUUGGAGGACGUUGCAAAAUGUGAGAGCCAGCCAUGCUACAAGGCAGCCCCAGUCCAGAGCACAAUGGCUGGCCUGGUGUCACCUCCUCAGAGCACCUUCAUUGGAGGAGUACUCAAGGAGUCACAGAGCACCGUCGAGGACUCCACACUUCCAGCAUUCAUUGGCUGCAUGCGGGAUGUUUUUGUGGACUGGCAACUGAUUGUCCCCGAGGAGUGGCUGAGUGACUCUGCUGUGAAUGUGUCCCCUGGUUGCAGCCAUCGGGACCGAUGCUUGGAUGUGCCUUGCCAAAACAAAGGGCAGUGUGUCAACUUGUGGCAGAGCUACCAGUGCCAGUGUCCAAGGCCUUACGAGGGGCAGGACUGUGAAGAGGAACAUGUGACCGCACGUUUUGGGAAUGAGGACUCUCUCAGUUAUGCCGCCUUCACCGUCACGGAUGACCCGGGUCACAACCUCUCAAUCUCUCUCUUCCUGCGCACACGGAGGCCCAACGGCCUCCUGGUGGCCUUGGCCAACAGCAGCAACGGCCAGUACCUGCACGUGUGGCUGGAGGACGGCGUGGUCACAGCUCAGCUCGGUGACUUCCAGAGCCUGAAAGGAGAGAGCGCGGUCAAUGACGGGGAAGUCCACUACGUGAACGUCGAGGUGGCGAUAGGGCGAAUGACGUUGCACGUGGCGGCUGACCGACAAGCUGAGACGGGGGUCAGUACGGUCGGCGUUCAGGCGGGAGACACUGUCUAUGUGGGAGGUCUGCUGGAGAGCGAUGCUACAGCAGAGUUUGGUGGAUAUUUUAAAGGCUGCAUCCAAGACCUGAGGAUAAACGACAGGAGGUUGCAGUUUUUUGGUUUGGAUACAUCGGUGAGAACAUUCCCUUUGCAACAUAUGGAGAAUGUGACUGCUGGCUGCACAGGGGACAAUACCUGCAGUAUGAACCCUUGUUUAAACGGAGGGAUGUGUUACUCCCUGUGGGACGACUUCAACUGCACCUGCCCACCCAGCACAGCAGGGCGGCGCUGUGAAGAGGUCAGGUGGUGCGACUUGUCUCCAUGCCCGACAUCGGCUGAGUGCAAGAUGCUGAACCAAGGAUAUGAAUGUUACUCCAAUGCCUCUUUCCUGAAUGACAGCACAAUCCUGGUCUAUCGAGGAAAUGGUGACAUUUCCCGGAACAUUUCUAACCUCUCUGUGAACCUGCGCACGCGGAAACGCAACGCCGCGAUCCUCCAUGCGGAGAAGGACUCUGCCUUUGUCACCCUCUCCGUGCAGGACGGUUUCCUCCUCAUGGAGCUUCAGAGCGCCACCAGAGAUAGCAAAGAAGAGGAGGAUGAUGACAAGACCGGAGCGACCACAGUGAGUCUCAGCAGCGUGAGGACUGUCAGUGAUGGCGAAUGGCACAGUGUCCACUUGUUCAUGACAGCACCGUGGGCUCACGUGUCUCAGUGGUCCUUGGUGCUGGAUGAUGAAGUAGAUGAAGCCAGCACCUCCACAGGUCUAGGGGGUAACCUGGACUUCCUCAGGCACGGAGUGGACAUCUUCCUGGGAGGUUUGGCUCCUGACACAGGGUGGUCACUAGCUGGGUGCCUGGGGACAGUGGAGCUGGGCGGCAUUGCCCUGCCUUAUUACAGCUCCUCUCAGGUGAACCUACCACGCUUGCAGGAGCACCAGUUCAUCCAGACAUCACUCAGGCCUGCGCUGGUGGGCUGCAGCGGGGCGCCCGUGUGUACUCCCAACCCGUGUCUUAACGAAGGGCAGUGCCAGGACUUGUUCAACAUGUUCAACUGCAGCUGUGCUGAGGGCUGGGCAGGGAGGCACUGCGGCUUCUUCACUGACACGUGCGCCUCCGGUCCUUGUGUGCACGGCAACUGCAGCGUCAAUGGGCAUACCUACCAGUGCACCUGCGAGCUGGGGUACACAGGAGUGGACUGCGAGCAGGAGGUCGACAUCUGUGAAAACCACUUGUGUGAAAACGGGGGGACCUGCCUGCACGGACCUGACGGGUAUGCCUGUCUGUGCCCGGAGAACUACACCGGACCUCUCUGCAAUGAACGGGUUGAAGAAAUUCCUUGGUACAUUGUUGUCAGAAAAGUGCGGCCCAAGCUUCCUGUGUCUAUAUGUGGAGAUGAUGUGAAGAACUACACCUGCUUCAACGGAGGGAACUGCACGGAGCGUGAGCUGUCAUGUGACUGCCCGCCUGGCUUUACUGGACACAGGUGUGAACAGGAGGUGGACGAGUGCAAGUCCAACCCUUGUCUGAACGGAGGCUACUGCCGCAACCUGGUCAACAAGUUCCUGUGCGUGUGCGACAUGAGCUACGCCGGCGACAUAUGCCAGACGGAUCUGACCGCUGAAGACGCCCCCUCUGAGCUGCUCCUGGCCGUCACUCUGGUGUCCGUGGUCCUUCUCCUGGUUCUCAUCCUGACUUCGGCCGCACUGGUGAUCACGUUGAACCGGCGGGCCACACGCGGCACUUACAGUCCGAGCCGGCAGGAGAAGGACGGAUCCCGGGUGGAGAUGUGGAGCAUCACGCAGACGCCGCCUGUGGAGAGACUCAUCUGAUGGUGCACGUAUGCUCGAUCGCUCACUAAAUGCACAUGAUGCUGAACUUGUUUGCACGCUUCGUUGUGCUCGCCUUCUACGUUUAUUUUAUUUUGAAAGACUAAACCAAGAGGGGGUCUUGCACGGAGCGCCAUUCAAACUUUGUAGAUGUAUUUUCUUUGCCUUAAAUGGUAAACAUCGUUCUCCUGGUAACUUGAGCAGUUAGUGGUUGGAUGGCGCUAUCUGCAGGGGAAACAAGUGUGCUGCAGCUGUGACACCAGUAGGUGGCGUCGUGACACAAAACAGUUCACUCCUCAUUUUCCAGCACCGAAAGACGUGACCACGUGUAAAUAUUAUUUCUUAAGGUGUAAAACUCGAUAAGUGAAAAUACGAAUAUUACAGAGUUUGAAACUCAAGCUGCGGGGGCCACCUCAUUUAUUGUGGCCUGCAAAAGCCCGUCAAUAAAGCAUGUCCUCUUUCUUGAUUAAUGUAUUUCAAGUUUGAGAGAAAAUAUAGUUUUAAUGAUGUAGUUAUAAGCAGUUAUUUACUUUAUAUUAUUUGAAACAACCGACAAUUCAUUGUUGUUGUUUUUUUUCCUUUUAAAAGAAAAUUUUACACUAACUGAAGUCAAAUAUUCCAAAGCAAAUGUAUUAUUGAACAUUGAUAAUAAUCAAAUUGAGGUGCAAUUGUGUAAUAAUACUGAAAAUUCUGCCAAAUUAUUAACCUUUUAAUAAGAUUAAUCACACUUUUAAAAUUGGAUUAAUCACAAGUUAUUACUCAUGUGCAUGAUUUAAACUAACAAUAUUUGGACAAAAAUGCAAUUUUACCACCAGGAUGUCACACAGGAACAUUUUUUAAAUGUGUUAUGUCAUUUUAUUUGCUCAAACAGUUUUAUGUAAAGUCCCAUCUGGGUUUAUUUUGGAGUGCAAUUCGAGCGAGCGAGUCGUUCAUCCAGCGUAAAACAACUCCUACUUUUCAAGAAACCAUCCCCGCUUGUGAGAUUAUUACACGCCCGAGUUAAUCACAUGAGUUAACUCGGGGGUGUCCAAAUUUUUUCCACCGAGGGCCGCACACUGAAAAAAAUAAAGCAUGUGGGAGCCCUUUUGAUAUUUUACCUUUUCUAAACCAAUACAAUAAUAUAGAUUUUUUUAAAUUUUUUUUAAUUUAGGGCUCCCCUCUUCUUUUGUCCCGGGGACCAAAAAUUGUCUCAGUCAUAAACAUUUGAUAUAUUAUUUGCAUUUUCUUUUUAUCAUUGAAAUAUCACAAUAAUUGUCGGGAUCAACUUCAGGUCUAUCUGUCAAUAUAUUGUAAACAAAUAAAUACAUGUCUUAUUAUAUGUGUAUACAUAUAUAUGUAUACACACACACAUAUACAUAUAUAUAUAUAUAUAUAUAUAUAUAUAUGAGUGUGUGUAUACAUAUAUACUGUAUAAAUAUAAAUACACAUAUAUUUGUAUCCAUCCAUCCAUUUUCCUACUGCUUGUCCCUCGUGGGAUCUCAUAUUUUAAACAAUUUUAACGCUUAAGUUUCUGGAUCAAUUUAAGGUUUAUCAGUUCAUUAUUUUUUAUAAAAAAUGUUUUGUUUCUUUAUUUUAUGUCCUUCUUUUUCAAAGGAAAAAACUUAGUUUUAAUAUGGCAACCCCUUCGUUAUGCAAUAUUUCCCCCCCCCCCCCCAAAACAUUUGUAAGGGAAAUAUUUGAUGUGAUUUAUUUGGAGUCGUAAAUAGGUCAAUAAUUCAUAACAUUGAUUUUCAUUCAUUAUUACUUUUUGAGUAAAACAAAAAGAAAGAAGAGAAAACAGCCUGCAUGGCUUUUAUUUUACUUUUCUGUGGUGUUUUUUUAAAUAGUUAUUUUGAAAUGUUCUCCCAGGCCGCACUUAGGACAACUCUGAGUUAACUCUAUUUUUGCCAGCCCUAAUAAUAAUAAUAAUAAUAUUAACAAGUCCCUCCAAAAUUUUGUAAGCUUUUUCUGCGUUAGAUAUGUCCUAAAAAGUCUAAUUUACUUGCAACAUUUUCAAAGAGUUACCACAAAAUCUACCCAAUGGUGAUGCAGGGAGACAUUUGAUUGCUGCUAUAACAAAUUGAAAUGGAGGAAAAUUUCGAUGAUUGGCCAAAAUGUGCGGGUAAUUAGUAAAGUUGCAUAAUUAUGAUGGUUAGUAUAAUGUACAUGAAUUGGUGCGAUCACAACAAAAAUAUCAUGAAGCUUAUGUAACUGCGAUGAAAAUGAGUUUGACGCUGCUGCAUAAGAGCAUCAAAAGUAGUUUAAGGUUUUUUUUUAUUAGUCCGUCUUUUUGCUAAUUCCACUGACCGAAAGGUAACAACGAGCAGGGAUCUACCGUAUAUACUUUAGCAGUAAAGAUGUCAGAUGAUAUCGGACUGCGGAUAUUAUCGGCCAAUAAAUGCUUUAAAAUGUAAUAUCGGAAAUUAUCUAAAUUGGUUUCAAAAAGUAAAAUUUAUGACUGUACGGAGUGGUACACGGACAUAGGGAGAAGUACAGAGCGCCAUAAACCUUAAAGGCACUGUCUUUGCAUGCCGGCCCAAUCACAUAUAUAUGGCUUUUUACACACACAAGAGAAUACAAGACAUACUUGGUCAACAGCCAUACAGGUCACACUGAGGGUGGCCAUAUAAACAACUUUAACACUGUUACAAAUAUGCGCCACACUGUGAACCCACACCAAACAAGAAUGACAAACACAUUGCGGGAGAACAUCCGCACUGUAACACAACAUAAACACAACAGAACAAAUACCCAGAAUCCCUUGCAGCAAUAACUAUUCCGGGAUGCUACAAACCCCCCCCCCAAACUGACAUGCUCUCAUGAGAGAGCAUGUCCCAAAUUCCAAGCUGCUGUUUUGAGGCAUGUUAAAAACAAAUAAUGCACUUUGUGACUUCAAUAAUAAAUAUGGCAGUGUCAUGUUGGCAUUUUUUUUCCAUAACUUGAGUUGAUUUAUUUUGGAAAACCUUGUUACAUUGUUCAAUGCAUCCAGUGGGGCAUCAAAACAAAUUUAGGCAUAAUAAUGUGUUAAUUCCACUACUGUAUGUAUCAGUAUCGGUUGAUAUCGGUAUCGGUAAUUUGGAGUUGGACUAUAAUGGAAUAUCGGCAAAAAAGCCAUUAUCGGACAUCUCUAUUCAGCAGUCAUAAGUAACAGCUUUAAAGUAAUAAUUAGGAGUGUACCCAUCAGACAUUAAUAUCACUUCGAUAUCAGGAAAAAAGAAAAUAAAUACUAGAUGAUAUCGGACAAUCAACAUGUAAAUGGUCUCUAAUAAGCACACAAGCGGCAACUACACAACAGCAAAGCACACUAGCUAGACAUAAACAAGUGUUGUAAAACAUGUUAUUUGUCAACAUAAACAAGUAUCAAAUAAUUAUAGUUGCAUGUUACAACAUUUACGAAGUCUCCAAGGCAGAAGUGCAUCAAAAGUAUCCAGUAACAAACGUAUCCGCAUCAUUCAAUUUACUGUGUCAUGAGUUUAAUCAAUUAUUGUGACCAAUAGUCCAAUUACCCUCCUCUACAAAAUCCGUCACAAGGUUAGUGUUUUCAUAGAAUGGUAGUCUGGCUCAUUUCACUUCAUCAAACCUUUCGAUCAUUCCACACUACAAAAUAAUACAUGUACGUAUGAUUCGUGGUGAUAUCGUAUCAUAAUAAAAUUGUAUCGGCUGAUACACAAGGCUCCAAUAUCAGUAGUGUAUCAGGAAAGUUUUAAUAUUGCCCAAAGUUGACAGCGCCUCUACAGGUCACGGCCAGGUACUACAGUCCAUUUUUCAACAGUUUGCCUUAGAAUGAUUCGGAUAUUCAUGCUGCCUUCUACACGAAGAUCAUAAAAUGAGUAAGAACUACGACAUACCUUUUUUGUUUGUAAACCAUACCUACCAACCCUCCCAGAUUUUACUCCCGAAAUUCAGCGCCUCUCCCGAAAACCUCCCGGGACAAAUUUUCUCACAAAAUCUCAGGCAUAGCUGGAGGCCACGCCCCCUCCAGCUCCAUGCGGACCUGAGUGACGUGUCGACAGCCUGUUUUCAAGUCCGCUUUCCCACAAUAUAAACAGCGUGCCUGUCCAAUGACGUUAUAACUGUUGAAUGAUCGAGGGCGAGUUCUUGGUUUCUUAUGUGGGUUUAUUGUUAGGCAGUCUCAUUAACGUCCUCCCAGCGCGGUUAAACAACACACAACAACAGCUGUCUGUCACGUUUUUGUCUACCGUAAAGCAGUUCGUCUGCUGUAAACAGCAAUGUUUCGACACUCUUAAACAGGACAAUACUGCCAUCUACUGUACAUCCAUAUGUGACAAUAACAUCUACGGCAGGGGUCACCAACCUUUUUGAAAGCAAGAGCUACUUCUUGGGUACUGAUUAAUGCGAAGGGCUACCAGUUUGAUACAUACUUCAAUAAAUUGCCAGAAAUAGCCAAUAUGCUCAAUUUACCUUUAACUGUAUGUUAUUCAUAAUAAAUUAUAUUUAUCUUUGUGGAAACACUGAUCAUCUCAAUUUCUCACAAUAAAUAUAUAUUUUUGA